UCCGAGCCGAGACUCGAGCACUACUAGUCUACGGAGCACUUCCGUCCCUCGUCAAGUCGCAAUUUUUAUUGCGCUCUUGUUUCUUCCCUCUGCUCCCCUCCCCACCCACCUCUCUUGAUAACUACGGUCCGCCGCCGAGAAAAAGGUCCCGCCUUUUUUUCUUCAUCCUAUUGGAUCGAUAAUGCGCUGUUCUGGGCUCCGAGGUUUCCAAGUUGAAGGAGCCGGACAUGGCUUCCACGUCCCUGGGGCCGGCGUCGGCUGGUCAUGCCGGCUCCCGCCGCCGCCACAUGUGCCGUCGAGAGCUCUUCCGGCUGUGGCCGCUCCGGAUUGGAGGCGGGAAGGGGUGAGGGGUGGGAGAUUGGGUUCUGUCGUUGUCCGUGUGAAGCCCGUGGAAGAUGAGAACUUGUCGCCGGCGGCGCCUUUGCGGUUGUCGGCGGACCGGGCGGUGGAGGAAUCGAGGAAGUCGGGUCGGAAUUCGAGCUCGCUUCCUGGUUCACUUGGUGUCUUCAGUGAGGACUUUGUCCUGAAAGCAUACCCACAGGGUGAAGCUGUUCCAUGUGAACAGUUUGAGGUUGCAUUCAAGGUCAAUGAGAUAUCAUCUUAGUUGAGCCAAAUCAGCCUAAACACCAAAGCAUAUGAUUUUUGAGCAUUUACAGGCAGUUGUACUGGCAGUUGUACUUUCAUUAGUUGAUAAAGCAGUUCUGCCAAUUGAGAAUUCAAUGGACGGAAGCUAUCAUCAGAAUUAUGACUUGCUUCUCUGCCAUAAUUUGCGCCUUGUGGGUGAGGUGCAGUUGUCCAUUAACCACCGUCUUGUAGCUCUGCCAGGCAUGCACAAGCAGCAGUUGAGGCGUGUUUUAAGCCGCCCACAGGCACUUGGCCAAUGUGAGAUUGCAUCGAGCACGUUGGAUGUUGUACGAGAAAGUGUCGAUGACUCUGCUGGUGCCACUCAGUUGAUAGGGUUUAAGGGAUGCAGGAGCAAUUGCAAGUGCCCGGGCUGCAGAUAUCUAUGGGCAUAAUGUGCUCGAGGAAACUAUGCAGGAUGUCCCCAAAAAUGUUUUGAGAUUUCUUGUCCUUGCUCGGGAACCUAUAAUUCCAAGGAUCGAUAGAGCCUUUUAAGACUAGCAUAGUAUUCACUCUUGAAGAAGGUCGUGGAGUAUUAUUCAAAGCACUGGGACUUCUUUCUCUGGGGAAGAUAAAAUUCACAAAGAUCGAGAGCAGGCCCCAAAGGAGUCGCCCUCUUAGGGUUGUUGAUGACUCAGCAGACGCAUUGCUAUUCCUUCGACUAUGGUCAUAGAGAGAGGUUAUUAGAACAUCUCGGGGCUUACGUACGUAUUUUAGCUUUACAUUCGUCAGUGUCAACCAAAACCAAAAUGUCUGUGUUCUUCGGAUAGAGAGUGGAAGUGCAAUAAUAACUCGUUGAAGUAGGACUUCCAAACUUUGAUACGUUACUUGCUCUGUUCAUCGUGCUCAUGUUGAGUCAUUAUUUUUCAACUAUAAACUUUGAUACGUUGCUUACUCUCUAUCCACUUCGGAUAGAGAGAGGCAACCCGCUGUGCAUCACCAAACCAAGAAAAAUUUCACUUCAAAUGCAUUAUUAGCACUCAGAAACUGUUCAGAGAGAGAGAGAGAGAGAGAGAGAGAGAGACUCUGUUGUGCUGCUAUCAUUCAUCAGACUGAUUUGAAGAUCUCUAUCUAAUAAUUAAUUAUCUGAUCCGCUAACUGGAUUGCCUAUUUAAUGCUUAUCAUGAAUGGGAAUCAGUUACCUCUGUUUUGUUUUUGUUUUUGCAUGUAAAUCCUCCACGGCUAAAUGUACCAGAAAAAAUAUUCAUUUCAUAUAUAUACACAAAAAGAAAGAAAAUUCUUGGAUCAAGAACAGUUCAUUCUUUGGAAUACAUAUUUUCUUUUACAGCUAAAAUGACGACUAGAUCCUCCGGACAACUUGCUCCAACCCAUACGUCAUAAGAUGCUCAAUCAAAUCUAAGAUUUUUAGGUGGAGACAGCUUAGAAGGUGGCAACUAAAAUAACAGAGGCCAUGGAAGUCCCACAGCAACCAAAAGCAGAGAGGACGCAAGAGAUAAGGACGAAGACACCCCAUGUGGUGCCUCUCUCCCGUCCCACGCACGUGGAGGCGCAGGUCCUCUCUCUCUCUCUCUCUCUCUCUCUCUCUCAGACACACACUCAGCUAUGGCUUGAAAGUAGUUUCCAAGGCAAGCAGAUGAGUAACUCGUCGCGAGCCCGAGCACACAGAAAAAGAAGAGAAACUACUGGCAAGUCUAUCUAUCAAUGUUGACCUCCUUGGGAUCGGCAUCACAACUUCAUGCACUGCACUCUGGAAGAGCAUAUCAGAUUCGUUUGUUUCAUCAAACUCGGAAGGUCUUUUGUUCCUCUGAUCGCCAGUUCAUGGUGAGCAUGGAAGAAAGGCUGGUUCUUCUUCUUGUUCUUCUUCUUCAUGGGUGAGGUGGUUGAGAGGUCAUCAUCGGAAACAUGGUCUUUGUGUUCUCGUUGGCAAUAUUAUUUUGCCCUUCCAUCACAUCAUCACAUGAUGAAUCCCUGUUGGCUGGUGAAUGAUGUUGAUGGGGUAACUGCCAUGUGGUCGAAGGGCAUUGCCAGGACCAUGUCGGCUGGUGCUCAGUUGGUCUUGCAUCAUUAGAAAUGGAGGCAACUUUGCUACUCAACACUUGGUUUCAACCACUUGUUGAACAAGAAGCAUUAAGGUUUCCAUGUUUGAACACUUUCUCUGUCCUUCUUUGCUGAUGUAUUCCUUAGAAAGAACACUUUUUAACUGUCAUGGAGUAAAAGAAGUUAUAUCUGAUGGAUGCUUUAGGCACGCAUCAUUGCUGUUGCUUCCAAGAAAACAUCUGCCUUUGCUGUUGCACUUGCUGUAUGUAGUUUACUCCACAUGCAGAUGAUGAUGAAGAAGAAGAACAAAAGUGAAGAACUAGACAUGCAUAUGUUUGCCUGAAUCAGCAAUUCAUGCUUCAUUAAUUCUGCACAACGAUUACUUCAGGUGUAGGAAAUGUGAAGCAAAAUGGUUGACCCCAAAAGGUCAUCGCAUGUAAACAU
Molecule: messenger RNA, 3063 nt
Organism: Musa acuminata AAA Group (dessert banana)
Lineage: Eukaryota; Viridiplantae; Streptophyta; Magnoliopsida; Zingiberales; Musaceae
Product: arogenate dehydratase/prephenate dehydratase 2, chloroplastic-like
Exons: 7
Coding region: 182-604 (140 amino acids)
Source: RefSeq, a predicted model, not a curated record